CAUAGAAUCCGGAAGAAGCGCUAACCUUGACAAGCUAGGAAAACACAUGGGCUCAGGCUUACGAAAACAGUUAAAAAUUGGUUGAUUCCUGCCAGUUCGAGUGAAAAUAUUUAACGGGAAUAGUCCGAGAUCUUCAAUGAAUUUUUCAUAAUGUGAUGCCGUUUUUCCAGUGAACCAUUUAAAACGAAAAUCUGUCAGGGUUUUGAUAGAUUAAAUGUAUGACUAACGUUAGCACUUCUCUCGGCUCGCUGGAUUAAGUAUCGUUUGGUGGUCUGCAUGUGGACGUAAACUAGUGUGCAACGAUGAGGUUACCGUUUCUGUUUGUCACAAGAGCCCGUGGAAGUGUUCUCAGACUCCAGCUAAGACAGUUUCUAUCACCAGAUCCAGCUCUAUGGAAACCUCAGAGCAGCACUGCUUUGAGAUUCACCAGUACUCAGCUGAGCAAAGAGGACAUGAGCUUCUAUAUAACCACCCCCAUCUUCUAUGUCAACGCUUCUCCUCACCUAGGACAUCUGUACUCAGCUGUGAUAGCUGACUGCUUACACAGGUAUAAAGUACUCCAGGGAUUCAACUCAAAGUUUGCAACAGGCACUGAUGAACAUGGCCUGAAAAUCCAACAAGCUGCCGAAGCUGCAGGAAAAGAUCCUCUGACCUUCUGCACUGAUGUGUCAGCGCGAUUCAAACAUCUCUUCAGCAGCUGCAGCAUAUCGUACACUGACUACAUCAGAACCACUCAGCAGAGGCACCGUCAGGCCGUGGAGCAUUUCUGGUCGGUGCUCCAGAAUAAAGGGCUCAUCUACAAGGGUAGUUAUGAGGGCUGGUACUCCACACAGGAUGAAAGCUUCCUCACGCCGUCGCAGGUCAGUGAUGCUCUGGACUCAUCGGGGAAGGAGAUCAAAGUGUCGCUGGAGAGUGGACACAAGGUGGAGUGGAUGAAAGAGGAAAACUACAUGUUUCGUCUGUCUGCGUUUCGGACUCAGCUGCUUGACUGGCUCAGAGGAAAUCCCCGGGCUGUGCAGCCUGAGCGUUUCCACCAGGCUGUUCUCCAGUGGCUGCAGGAAGACCUACCUGACCUCUCAGUGUCCCGUCAGAGAAGUCGUCUUCAGUGGGGCAUCCAAGUCCCGGGAGAUGCUGAGCAAACCAUCUAUGUGUGGCUCGAUGCCCUUGUGAACUAUCUCACAGUAGCUGGCUAUCCAGAUAAACACGACCGAUGGUGGCACGUGGCCCACCACGUUAUAGGAAAGGACAUCUUAAAAUUUCAUGCCAUCUACUGGCCGGCUUUUCUUCUAGGAGCCGGACUGCCGCUGCCUCAGGUGGUACAUGUGCACUCUCACUGGACAGUCGAAGGAAGAAAGAUGUCUAAAAGUUUAGGUAAUGUAGUAGAUCCUCUUGAACGCUCACAGAUGUUCACAACUGAUGGUAUGAGGUAUUUUCUCCUACGUCAGGGUGUCCCGGACUCAGACUGCGAUUACACAGACGACAAAGUUAUCAAGGUGCUCAAUGCAGAGCUCACUGACUCUCUGGGUGGUCUGCUCAACCGCUGCACAGCUCCAGCUCUCAACCCGGCUCAGAUCUAUCCUUCCUUCUGCCCGCAGUCCUUCCCCAGAGAACAGGGAGGCAGAGCUGUGGUUGAAGACUACCACAUGCUGGAUGCUGUUAAAGGUCUACCGGCUGUGGUAGAGGUGCACUAUGAGAGUCUGGAUGUGUACAAAGCUCUGGAGGCCAUCAGUGCCUGCGUGAGGCAGACCAACGGCUUUGUUCAGCGCCACACACCUUGGAAGCUGGACAUGAGGGACAGCAAAGACCAGCGCUGGCUAGACACAAUCAUCCAUGUCUCACUUGAAUGUCUGAGGAUUUAUGGCACACUCCUCCAGCCAAUAGUGCCAGAAAUUUCUGACCGGCUGCUGUCCAGACUCAGUGUGCAACCCAGUGAGAGGAGCUGGGCAGCUCUGAACUUCCUACCGAGAUACGGGGGAAUGGACUGUCCUUUUGAAGGGAGAGCACUAGGAUCGGACUCUGGAGUGCUUUUUAGUCGCUUGGAAAGUCAAAAAGGAGAUAAACAAAAACCUAAGAAAGCAAAAAGGUCAGCAAAUUUGAAAUAAGGUGUUUGCACGUUGAGGUGUACAGUCGAGAGCUGAAGAACAUGGAAUAAAAAGUCCUAUCAGGGUUACUUUGACAGAUGUUGCCAUAUUAGUCAUGAAUUUAGUAGGAAUGGUCUUUUUUUCCUGACCAAAAAUAAAUAACAUGGUUUUUGCCGCAGUCUGGGCCAAAACAAGCGUGUUCCUGCAGAUGAUUGUUAGCAUGGGGCAUCUGUUGCACCACAAUGCUUUCAUUUAAAUGGUAUGUUGUGACAAAUUUUACUGUUGUCCCAAAAAAAAAUUGCGGUUUCUGUGGUUUGGAUAUUCCAUUUGGCCAUGUUGUGAUUCCAAUCAAUUAUGUUGCAGUUGGGUGUUCAGCUCUUACACCAACUCGGCUUUAGUCUGUUUUUUGGAAGCAGACAGAAAUAGCACAAGCGGACCUUCUAACCAUGACUCUGUCCCACAUGUACUUCAGCAAACAUUACUCCCACAUAUAAAAGGAAUUUGGUGUCUAUUAAACAUGUACUUCAUCUACAAUGGCAUGCCAAACUGUCUGCUGUGCAAACUACUUAUUCCAAGUACAGCUUUGUGACGUAUUAACCUGAAUCAAAGUCAAACUAGAACAAGUGAAAACACCUGUACGGGCCUUAAAAUGUUGCUGUUGAUUUUGUGACCUUUUCACUGAAUUUAUUGAAGGGGAAUUUAAUUUUUCCCCACAUACUUACGUUACAUAAAGACUUCAGCAGAGUCUGAAAUGCCAAAAAUUUGUAGCUAUAAUUUCCCUUUCAACACCAUAUGGGUAUUAAUAAGCUGGAUUUUAAAGCAUCAUUCAAUGGCCACUGUUAUUGUCACUUACCAGGAAUUAUCCCACACCGAGGACACACACUUUGACAUUUACAGCAGGUCUUCUUCUCUUUCUGAUGUUGUGGUAGGAGAAUCCCAGCUGUGAAUAAUAGAAGUAAUGAUGCCUGAAUUCCAUUUAACUGCUGGUUGCUGGGAACUGGCUCUUCUACAUAUUACAAGGACCCUUGAACAGAGCGAUCCUGACAUUUGCAACACCUGUGCUUUUUCUGAGUCUGUGAAAAGUGCCAGACAUUUUUUUAGUCAGUCAGUAAUGACACCGCCCUGCUAAAUUGAGUCAUCCACUUAAAUUAUAACUGUAAAAGUUGUUCCAACCUCUGUUAUAAGCUCAUCUACAGCUACACAUCAUGUUGGGAUUGUUAGACAGUCACAGCCAACAUAAUAGAAAUUCUCCCUAUCGAUGCCGUUGUUCCCCGGAACGGAAGAAAGAACAAAGCUUUCGCUAACAGGCAGCCAACGCAAAGUACAAGACAUAAAAACUGACAUGAUUUUUUAAUGAGAAAUACACGAAACUGAAAAAAUUGUACAAAUUGAAAUAAAAUAAAAAAUUGCAUUAUUCUUAUAA
This is a messenger RNA of Amphiprion ocellaris (clown anemonefish), 3504 nucleotides long. RefSeq names its product methionyl-tRNA synthetase 2, mitochondrial (gene mars2). The coding region runs from base 303 to 2102 and encodes 599 amino acids. Gene Ontology annotation, molecular function: ATP binding; methionine-tRNA ligase activity. The transcript has 3 exons. The record is from RefSeq and is a predicted model, not a curated record. Gene Ontology annotation, biological process: methionyl-tRNA aminoacylation. Lineage: Eukaryota; Metazoa; Chordata; Actinopteri; Pomacentridae.